UGUGUAAUACUGGGAUUUUGCACGUCUGAAUGUGUUAUUCUUGGCAGAAGUCGCACAGAGUCCAGCGCAUCUCAUUGGCUGUGUGUCCAGAUGACGUCACGACUUCCCAAUGCAGCGGAAGCCGAAAGUUUUUUCAGUUGAAAACUGAUCUCUCGUGCGAGUGGAUGUGCUGUUCGUGGCACGUGGAGGAGAAGAUGAUGGUCACUCGCUUCUUACAAGGAGACAUUUAAGACGGUGAGUCCUGGUUGUUUCAGAGCACUCCGGACAUCUUUAGGGACUUUUCCAGACUGUCUCGGAGUAUAUUGGCGUGUCUCGCGCGAUGUGGGAACAGAAGGAAUUUGAGAAGCACUGGAGGAAUGAGUUUCCCGACGGCGAAGUGCCCGUGAUGAGUCUCAGCUCGGUGGAGGACAUCGAGGCAGAGCUGGAGAACUGCAAGGCGAAUUUAAAGGUGUUACAACAGGCUUUGUCGGAGGAGAAGUUCAAGGUGAUUUACCUGCAGACCACCAUUGCGCAGAAGAAGAAAAGUUCCGACAUCGAGAGGUGGUGGAACAAGGCGGAGGAGAAGAAGGAUGUUCCUUCAAAGCCCGAUCAAGUAGACGGCACUCAAGCGGCCAGAAUAAAACCUCACGGGACAGACAGCAGAGGAGGAGGUGAACUUUUUGGCCGGGAUAUGCUCAGAGGCAGGAAGACAGGUAAGCCCAUCCUCGUCCCCCCUCGGAAAAAGCCCGAUGUUCAGGAGGAAUCCGCUCGUGAUGUCUCUCAACUGGACAAGUGUGUUGCCGAGCGAAGGAAUAGUGAACAGGACAGUGACCACGAGUACGAGGACGUGGAGCUGAACGAGAACUUCCUGCGUAAAAACAUCGUCAACCCAAAUAACGCUCGGAGGGUGAAUCCCCGGGUCCGUAUAAGUCGAGAUCUGGACUCUGAUGAUGGGAGACUGUCUGGACGCAGCACACCUGACAGACGCAGUGACGGAUACCUGAGCUCCGACCAUAACGACAACUCCUCUGCAGAUUUUAACUACAACACAGACGGCUAUGAGGGAGAAGUGGCAGAGGACAGGAAGUCUCAAGAUGGCUCAGAGACCAUGCCCUUCAUAGAUGAGUCUCCUACCAUGUCCCCUCAUCUCUGUGCACGAGCACAGGACGGAGAGGCCGUGUCUCCCACUCCACCUGAAGGGCUUCCACCUGGGGGAGACUCAGAGAAAGGCCUAGAGAUGAAGAAACUGGUGCUGUCUGGUUUCCUGGCCAGUGAAGAGAUCUAUAUUAAUCAGCUUGAGACUUUGCUGCUGCCUAUGAAGCCUCUGAAGGCCACAGCCACCACAUCAAAGCCAGUGCUGACCCUGGAGCAGAUUGACACUAUUUUCUUUAUGAUUCAAGACAUCUUUGAGAUCCAUAAGGAGUUUUAUGACGCUCUCUCUCCCAACAUUCAGCAGUGGGAUGAGAAGGUCACUGUCGGACACCUCUUCCAGAAACUGGCCAGUCAGCUUGGUGUGUACAAAGCCUUUGUUGACAACUAUAAAGUCGCAGUGGAGACGGCAGAGAAAUGCAGCCAGGCUAACAGCCAGUUUCAGAAGAUCUCUGAGAACCUGAAAGUUAAAGGACCUAAAGAAUCCAAGGACUGCACCACCAAUGCCACCAUGGAAGCUCUCCUCUACAAGCCCAUUGACCGCGUCACCCGCAGCACCCUGGUCCUACAUGACUUGCUGAAGCACACCCCUAAAGACCAUCCAGAUUUCCCACUACUGCAGGAUGCUCUGAGAAUAUCCCAGAACUUCCUGUCCAGCAUCAAUGAAGAGAUUGAUCCACGAAGGACUGCUGUGACUACACCUAAAGGAGAGGUUCGUCAGCUGGUGAAGGAUGGGUUCCUGGUGGAGUUGUCGGAGGGGACGCGGAAACUCCGUCACGUCUUCCUCUUCACAGACCUGCUGCUCUGCGCCAAGAUGAAAAAGACUGCAGUUGGGAGGCAUCAGCAGUAUGAGUGUAAGUGGUACAUCCCUCUGGCUGAUCUGAGCUUCCAGACUCUGGAUGAGUCGGACUCUCUCCCUCACUUUCAGACACUGCCAGAGCAUGAGAUUGAGGAGAUGAAGCUCAAGAUCUCUGCCAUCAAGAGUGAGAUACAGAAAGAGAAGAAAGCACUGAAGGGUCAGAGUCGUAAUGUGGAUCGUUUGCGGAAGAAGAUGAACGAACAGGAGUCGUGUCUGCUGUUACACUCACCCAACAUCCCAUUCCGCAUCCACAACAAACACGGCAAGAGCUACCUGUUCUUGCUGUCCUCAGAUUAUGAGAGGUCGGAAUGGAGAGAAAGCAUUCAAAAACUGCAGAAGAAAGACCUGCUGGUGUGUGUGUUGAGUUCUGUAGAGCUGCAGGUGUUAACCGGCUCCUGCUUCAAACUCAGAACUGUUCACAACAUCCCCGUCACCAGCAACAAAGAUGAUGAAGAAUCUCCUGGUCUGAACGGCUUCCUGCAUGUGAUCGUCCAUAAAGCCACAGGCUUCAAAGAAUCAGCCAGUCUGUACUGUACAUUAGAGGUGGACUCUUUUGGUUACUUCGUCAGUAAAGCCAAAACCCGCGUGUUCAGAGACACAACUGAACCACAGUGGAACGAAGAGUUUGAGAUUGAGCUGGAGGGCUCUCAGUGUCUGCGAAUUCUGUGCUACGAGAAGUGUUACGACAAAUCAAAACUCAAUAAGGACGAUAACGAGAUCGUGGACAAGAUCAUGGGCAAGGGCCAAGUACAGUUGGACCCUCAGACUGUGCAGUCCAAAAACUGGCAUAUGGACGUCAUAGAAAUGAAUGGGAUUAAAGUGGAGUUUUCCAUGAAGUUUACAAGUCGGGACUUGAGCUUGAAGCGGACGCUGUCUAAGAAACAGAGCGGUGUGUUUGGGGUCAAAAUCUGCGUGGUGACAAAGCGUGAGCGCUCCAAGGUGCCUUACAUCGUGCGGCAGUGCAUUGAAGAGGUGGAGAAGAGAGGCAUUGAUGAAGUGGGCAUUUACAGGAUCUCUGGAGUGGCCACUGACAUCCAGGCCCUCAAAGCUGCUUUUGACACCAAUACCAAAGAUAUCCUGGUGAUGUUGAGUGAUAUGGACAUUAAUGCCAUAGCAGGAACGCUGAAAUUGUAUUUCAGGGAGCUGCCAGAACCUCUUCUCACGGACCGGCUGUACCCGGCCUUCAUGGAGGGCAUUGCUCUAUCAGAUCCUGCUGCAAAAGAAAACUGCAUGAUGCAUCUGCUGCGGUCACUACCAGACCCCAAUCUCAUUACGUUCCUCACACUGCUGGAGCACCUGAAAAGGGUGGCAGAGAAGGAGCCGGUAAAUAAGAUGUCGCUGCAUAAUUUGGCCACAGUGUUUGGCCCCACUCUGCUGAGACCUUCAGAAUCAGAGAGCAAUAAAGCCCAUAUCACACUGGCCUCUGACAUCUGGAGUCAUGAUGUGAUGGCACAGGUUCAGGUAUUGCUGUACUACCUGCAGCAUCCACCCAUAUCCUUCGCUGAGCUGAAGAAGAAUACACUCUAUUUCUCAACUGACGUCUAAAAAGAGAGAAAGAGUCAGAGACUUUCUCCCUUCCUUCCAAACAUUUUCUUUAUUUCUGUACAAAGCCAACAGUCCAGCAGGGAGACAGAGAAAGACUGUGCCCACUCUCCUUGCUUUUGUUGUUUCCAGUCAUGUUCAUGUUUAACGGGAGCUCAGACCUCACACCAUCACGGAGAAGAACUGGAGUGAAGGAGGACGAACUCAAGCCCGGGAUUCAGCAUCACCUUUUAGAAAAUUUGCACUUAUCACAUAGAAAUCCUGCCGAACACAAGCACACUUUCUACCACAUCGCACACCCUGUUUACCGUCCUGUGAGAAUGUUUGUGGGAUACAGUCACAGUGUUGUGCCAUGGGAUGUGUGCAUCUGGUGUGGUGGCUCCUCUAAAGCCCAGUUCAGUGAUCCCGAAACUGGAAGCAACCUGCUGUUAACCUGCUCUUCCUCAAGAGGCAUUCCAAUAAACAAAAACAGCAGCAUUUACAUGUUUUCUGUUUGAUAGAUUUUUUUUUUUCAUAAGCUUUUCUGCAUGUGAUACAGGGGCAGUGAGCUAUGUGUGUGUGUGUGUGUGUGUGUGUCUGUGUCUGUGUAUGUGAGAGAGUGAGCAAAUGCAUUUUUUCAAAAUAAAAUCUUGCUUCGAGUGAAUCCUGCUGGCCAUAUUUUGAGAUUCCUUGUCCAAGUAAAUACAGGCCAACAAUGCCCUAUUUAUUAUGAAUAUAUUCUGUUAAUUGUGCUUGUACAGUUCAGUACACUUAGAGAACAACUCUGUAGAGUCGUUAAUUUGCAAUUUUUUGUUUUGUUUCGUUUUAACUUCAAAUUCUGUGUCUGUAUAGAAUAAAAAAUAGAAAAUCUAACAGAUGAAUUAGACAGCUCUUGGGACAAGUCUUGGUAUACAAUGUAGUGAGAUUAUUCUUGGAAAAAUGGAAAACUUUGUCUUGAUUUGGGGGAAAUAGUCUCCUAUCUCACUUUUGCAAGUUGAAGUGUAAGGAGAUUCAGUGUAAUCUGUAGAAAGAUGUGAUUGUGUUUGCAUGUUCAUCUCGUCAGAUAAAAAGUGGGCAGGUAACACACAAAGUUUAAUUUCCUCCUUGUGUUUUGAUUUUAACUAUUAUUAUUUUUAAUCCACUGCUGAACUCCACAGGCAGAGGGGAGGGGAAAACAGUACAAAUUUUUCUGCCAUAAAGCCAGUGAUAUGUACUUCAUAAGCACGGUUAGAUUACAAACUGUUUGCUAUUUUAAUAUAAGAUUAAAAGGAAAUAAAAAAACAGUUGUGUUUUAUUUCUGUUGGAAAGAUAUUGAGGAUACUGUAUUAACAAUAAGGGUAAAUGUUGAUGUGACCUUUUCCCCCCUUUUUUAGUAAAAUAAAUAAAGGUGUAUCUUGAGCACAAGAA
Molecule: messenger RNA, 4915 nt
Organism: Myxocyprinus asiaticus (Chinese sucker)
Lineage: Eukaryota; Metazoa; Chordata; Actinopteri; Cypriniformes; Catostomidae
Product: active breakpoint cluster region-related protein-like
Exons: 23
Coding region: 320-3532 (1070 amino acids)
Biological process (GO): positive regulation of GTPase activity; intracellular signal transduction; protein phosphorylation
Cellular component (GO): membrane
Molecular function (GO): protein serine/threonine kinase activity; GTPase activator activity; guanyl-nucleotide exchange factor activity
Source: RefSeq, a predicted model, not a curated record